This is a messenger RNA of Chara braunii, 4718 nucleotides long. NCBI's taxonomy places the organism in Eukaryota, Viridiplantae, Streptophyta, Charophyceae, Charales, Characeae. The record is from the annotation of a GenBank genome assembly.
CGGACCACACAAAACGACAGCGUCAGGACUAGAAUGUGCAUAGUAGCAGAAGAACUCUCAAGGAAGGGACAGCGACUCGCAUUCGAAUGGCAGACGACCUUUCCGUUAACCGAGAAAACGGACCUCGACGGAUUCCUGCUGGAUCGAGGACAAGAAAAGGGAAGGAAGGCGUGAUAUGGUUCUUCUUGCGGACUGAGAACAAGAGCGCAGGGAUCACAUUGUGACGGUUCUGCAGAGCAGAGAGGAGAGACGGCUAACGUGACUGACUGACGACAGCAGCAAAGGGAUGUGGUAGGAGCGGCCGCAGGAGAAAGGCCAAGUUCGUCCAGCAUGAUGAGCGGCACAUGGAUUGCAGGCCAUCACGACGACACGAUCGUUGCCGCCAGCGCAGCUUCAAACGAUCAUGCGUUCUGCUUCUCCAUGCCGGAAGAGCGACCACGUCUCCCACCGCCGGUGCUGGCCCUCCCUCUCCCAUUGUCAUGGUGGUGGGUGUCAUCUACUCCUCGGAGCUGCUGGGCGGAUGCUCUGGAUAGGUUGUGUGCUGGUGCUGUUGACACUCGAUCGGCUCGUAGGGGACGUCGCUGCCCGCUCCUUCUACUUCUCGUCCGCUCGGGGAAAGGAUAAUCGAGACAUACGGGCUGCGCAAUCCCCUUUCACUCCCUGGAGGAGCUUAGCCAAGGCUUCUGCCGUCAACCUUGGGCCCGGGGACAAGAUCGUUCUGUGCCGAGGGGACGCUUGGUACCACGAGACGCUGAAAGUGACCGGAAAGGGUACCCCCCAAAGCCCGGCGAUGGUCACGUCCUACCCCUGUAGAAAGGACACGCCUCCGGACGCCCUGCCCUUUCUUAGCGGGGGAAUACGACUGUAUGGGGAUAACCUGCGUUUCCAUCGGUGGGGAAGGAACCCAGAGGUGUCGGUGAUCGACCUCUCCACGGCCUUAGCCGAGGGCGAAGAAGUGGCCUACUUCGGGGUGUAUGUGAACAACGAGAUACUGUACCCGGCUAGAACGCCCAACGUGUACAAUAUCAGCGACACUUGGGGGUAUGGGGAAGAGGUCCUGUGUGAGAAUGGGAUCCCCAGGAGAAACAGGAGCACAGGGACCUGGGAUGUGCAAGGAGGGGCGGCCUUCUCGGAAAUGAACUAUCCUCCGGACCAUCUGACAGGUGCACGGGCAGUGGAGAGGAGACGUCUGGACCACUGGGCACACAACGUGGUGGUGGGACACUGGGGGGAGGUGGUGUCUUACGAUCCCGAGGCGGAUGUGUCCGGAGGGUGUGUGUACUUCGAAGGAAAGCUGGAGUUUUUGGAUGCCCCGAGGGAGUUCUUCUUUGAUGCUGCCAACAGGUUGUUGUACGUAUGGCCAAGACCUGGGCAACUGCUAGUCAACGUAGAUCUGAUAACCAACAAGGUAAGAUGGACGGUGCAGAUUGGCUUCGGUUCUGCCAACCUUGUGAUCGAGACGCUGCACGUGGAGUUCUCGGAGAUGGCCAUUGCCUCCAUGAGCGAGGAAGACGGCGAUCCUGACCUGGCUGUAGUCAACAUCACCAUCCGGGACUGCGUUUUGCGCCGCUGUUUCCAUGGCAUCCGCCAUACGCACCCCCGCGGUGUGAACACAUUUGAGCGUAAUCGUUUGAAAUGGAUCCUGGGUGAUGCCAUCGCUGGCUUCUCUCCGCGAAACCUUGAGGAAAGGAUGGCCUCCAUCAUCGCCAUAGGGAACAGGGUACAUUACGUAGGCUACAUCUCGGGUUGGGCCAAAGGCAUAGGUUUGUACGUGUCCCAGGCUUACAAUAACGUCGUAGGAGAGACCGGCUAUGUGGGGAUCUACUGUAUCUACUUCUCCGCCUGCGUCAUUCGCGACAACAUUGUCCACGACUAUAUGAAGGCUCUGGCGGAAGGUGGGGGCAUCCUUCUCGUCAUGGGGGCUCAGUGGGGGGGGUGGAAGAUCGUCCAGAACAAUGUGGUCUUGGACGGCUGGGGAAACUGGGGCACCCAAAGUGGGUUCCCUGCCGAGUCCCGUUAUGGUGGGGGCGGUGCCCCCGGGAUCUACGUUGACGGCCAGGAAACCAUCCGAUACCUGGUAUCCAACAACACUGUUAUCAAUCCUGGCGGUGCUGGCCUCUUCAACAAGGAGGCCUACAAUGGCUCAUGGCUAGACAACCUCUGCUACAGUGAAAGGGCCUCCUUUCCCUGUAUGGACUUUGUCACUUGGUUUCCUCAACCCUAUACGGAGGUCAUCAGGAACAAGUUUUUGGCCACUGGUAUGGUCCUUCGUUUUGCAGUUUACGGUCUGCACAGGUCCCGAGGAGAGACCAUCAAUGAGACCCACUUUCAAACUACCCGUUGGAACUCGAACUUGUACUGCAUGCGGCUGUCGGGGGCAUCCUUUGACCAGGGAAACCAAACCUCCACUGCCACCUUCUCGCUCUUUCCUAUUGAGCCGCCCUCAGCCCUGCAGAAUGUACGCCCCUCGGACCGCGAGGGUGUAUUCCAUUUGGAAGCCCAUCAGGGGAUCACUGGUGAUGUCACACCUUUUUGUGAUGCCAAGGAGAGGGAGGACUUGAUGUUGGCUUUGACACGACAGCGGGACUUUGUGAGCGAAAUGAAGCGCAUGUCGGACGUUUCUGAUAGAGAGAGAGAUGCUCUGCUGCAGAGAGUUGUCCCUGGAGGGUUCAAACCAGAGUACGAUGCAGAGGGUGAUCUGGUGGGCGUGACUCACACAGUCGUGGUGAAGGAGAAGGAGACAGACAAGACCGGGCCGGUUGCAGCAGUUUUGAUCGCCAUCGCUUUCACACUGUUCUUCUUAGUGAUGGCUGUUUCUAGGUGCACGAAGACGCUGCGUGUACAACAAGAGAGGAAUAAGCACGUACAGUUGCAAGAGAAGAGGAGGCAAACGCUCCUGGCUGCAAGUUCUGAGCCGCAGGCAAAGCCCUGGAGAGAAAGGGGGAUAGGGAGAACAGAGGGAAAUGACAGGAUCCAAAGAGAAGAUGCAGCAGUGGGAGCAAUUGUUUCAGCCAGGGCACACUCGUGGUAUGUCCCAAAACGCUCUAUCCUUUCUCCUAAUGGGAUGCAGAACAAUUCGCCUAAUGGGUCGCAGAACGGGUCGCAGAAGCCAGGCUCAGAUCAGAUCGGGCGGUUUCGCGUGGACUGGGACAACAUUGGGAAAGAGAAAAUUGACACCACUAGACAACACCAUGGAAGGAGGAUGACGGUGUUGAAGGAGACGGCCAUGGCAGACCUGGCGCAAUUCAAGCAGAAAACGCCCAAGGAGGGCACGCGGAAAAUGGAGUCAAGCGAUGGGGAAGCCAAGCAGAGGAGGGAGAAUUGGGACGAGGGGCACAAGAAAGGCAAAAAGGUGGAGGACAAGGUAGAAGGCGAGGUGAAGAAGGAAGCGAAGGGCCGAGAGAAGGAACACGGUGGAAAGGGAAAAGAGGAGAUGAAGGCCAAUGAGGAGGUAAAAGAGGAGAGAGGAAAGAAAGGCGUACAGGAGAAUCAGGGCGGAGGAUCUGCUGCAAAGGAGGAGAUUCAGCAUGCAUCGAGUACUAGUCAGCAGGAUGAAGGGCAACUUGUCAUACAUCAUGUAGAGGGAACCACCUCAACGCACCAACAAGCGGGACGAGAUGAUAAUCGCGACAGCAUAGUGGCCUUAGAAGACCCGCAGGUUUUGCUGCCAAACAAGGCAGUGCAAGGAGGAGGAGGAUGAGUAGGAGAUGUCAUAAAAAAAGACACGCGCAAGUUGUCGUUUCGGCUUCAGCACUCUGGUCCUUCUGGCACUGGUGACACGCCUGGUCAAGCAGCAGUCUGAAACAAAGAAGCGGAGGGUGGCGACACACACCUGCUCACACACACACACAUACAACACAUAUGCACAAGCACACACACACACACAGACGCACGCCCACACCCAACCACACAUGCACACACGCACGCUCAUACAGGCCCCUAUGAAGGGCUCACCUUUCUUUUGCAGUGGACAUUUGUGCUCGAGCUUUGUGCUCUGGGAAGCGAGCACUUGCCACUCAUCCGAGUGGGAAACCUUGCGCUUGACAAAGAUCCAGCAUUUGUGGCCUUUCCUUUCCAUCUGUAGCUUAGGGAUUUGGGAUAAAUGUAACAAACAGCACACACAUGCGCCGCGCACACACACGUACAGAGACCAACACAUGCCACACAUGCAUGGACGCCCACACCCACAUAAUACACAGUCAAACUCCUGGGAGUCAUUCUUAUGCAGCGUCACACGUGCUGUUUGUGUGUCAAUUGUUAGAAUGACAGAAUCGGACAGGGAGAUUCUUGCACACAUGUCGGAGGGAACGUGCACCGAGAGUGCGAUAUUGGACACCACCACGUCUCCAUACAGAUCCUUUAGUUAGAGCUCAGAAGAGAAGAUUGACAGUUGCUCGUCUUUGGGUUGUGUUUGCAGCAGCACUCGUUCGCAUUGGUCGUAUAUCUACAUAUAUGUCAUAGGAGGUCCCUUCUUGUUUGUUUGUUGCUCCGUUUUUCUAUUCAGGUUCUGUUGACCAUGCUUUGCAGGCUUCGGCUGGGGUUUUGUGUCCCUGCCUUUCCUUUAGUUUGACAAGGGACAAGUUUCUUCACUAGAGUGGAUUAUACCCGAAGUUAUUGUACUUAAGAUUUGCACUCUUAUCCCUUCUGUUCCUCGACAAUGACUCUACUACCUUGUGUGUAUCAUCCCUCAGGAGCCUCAACAAAAUCACGAGACUCAG